CAGUUUUUAACGACAAAAAGCAUACUUGGUGGAGCGGUGUGAGACAGUGCCAUUAAGAGCCGCUGGGUUCGUCAUCACCUUCUGCUAAAGGUGGACUGACGUUCUCCGUCCUCUUCCACCGUCUCCAACAUUGUUCACAUACAAUCUCAUACUUAAACUUUUUAUAAUGCAUAUACAUUGACACGGCUGCCAUGUCUCAUAUGAUUUCAUUCGUUCUAUCAUGCCUGUUUACAAGGCGAGAGAUGGGGUGGGUUCACCAGUUGGAGGAGAUGGAAUGGAGAAGCAUAAAGUUCCUCACAAACAUCAUAUCUUUCCCACAACACCAAGUUCCUUCUCCGGAAGAGAUGAACCACCAGCGGAAGAAAACCCUGGAACGAAAGCUCCAAUCAGCUAAACAAGCCGAGUCUCGUGAUAGACGCAACACACCUUAUCCAACAUUCGAGUUCUCGAGGAUGGGAACGCAAGUUGACGGUGUCUGGUACUGCUGCUGCAGACAUGAAAAUCAGCUCGUCCACUAUCACGGCGAUCAUCCCUUCAAGUAUUUAGAUUGCGGCUCCUGUGGCCAUAAACUGUGCUCCAAAUGUUUCACAUCCAACAUCUUGGCACAGAGCGUCUUAACCCAAUCCGACCCAGUUCCAGUACCUCCAUUUUCACAAGAGGAGGUACCUUAUGGUCAAAUUUGUGGGGGUUGUGGCCUCACGCAUAGAGCGAAACGCGUCAAGAACCAUACCUUUGGACACCAAUUAGCAGGAGUGAAGUUUGGAGACAUUAUUUGCCCGUGUGGCAGAAUAUCAAGUGAAGACUGGUUUCGGUUUGGUAUUGGCCGGAACGACGAUUAUCGACACGAUCCAAACAAUUGCUACGUUCGAUCUCUAGACAAGAGGAUUCGAAGGACAGCGCAACAAUUUCGAGCUCAAGUUUCCCACCAUGAGACUGGCCCUCCAGACUACGAAACGCUCCCACCUCGUCCGAUAUGUCGCCGCCAAGCUCCAAAGGAUGUCAGUGCGGAAUCUCUGCCACCAUACAGCAGCCAGGAUCCCUUCCCACGACCCGAGAUACGGAGGGUAGUCACUGCCCCUCCCAUGGAGCAGUUCUCCUUGCAACGGCGAGGCGCGAUCCGCUACAAGUCUGAUACUUAUCGUCGAUAAUAGGCUAGAUGGGGGGAACAAUACCACUCAGCAUGAUGCACCCGCCUUCGUUUAUGUAAUAUGGCCCAAGCAAGGGGUUUUUGAGUGGAUAAGGAAUGGGUUGGUGUACUGAUAUAAUUAAUAAUAAUUGAAUAAGCGUAUGAACUCUGAAAACCCUUCCGCGAUAGCUUACAGACCCAAUGAAGUUAAUGAAACCGUAAGCUUCUCUCCGCUAUAUUUUAGAGUUAGAGAAACUUG
Messenger RNA from Lindgomyces ingoldianus, 1385 nucleotides. RefSeq lists its product as uncharacterized. Bases 192 to 1148 code for a protein of 318 amino acids. Lineage: Eukaryota; Fungi; Ascomycota; Dothideomycetes; Pleosporales; Lindgomycetaceae. The record is from RefSeq and is a predicted model, not a curated record. The transcript has 2 exons.